CAACUACUGCGUAUCAUUUAUUUUACAAAUUUUCAUCGUACUGCUAUCUAAACGUUCCGCGUCGAGCUGAAAAAAUUUAAAUAAUCGCGGGUAAAUUUGAUUAAUCAAUUGUUAUCUCCAAACUUCGAUAUCCCUUAUAUAUUCGUGUGGACAGAUUCUCGGAUAUACAUUAAUCAAAUUGUGAUAUUCGCGAUCGUACGUAAAUGAAUUUACCUACGCGAUUUACACGAUGAGAGCUGAAAUUCCUGGAUUAUUUGUUCGAGGUGUACUACAGAUGAUACCUAUUGGGAUUUUUAUUUCAAUAUGUAUAUUAAUGACAUCAUGUGCGCCGUCUAAAGACCAAUCACUUAACGACAUAGCAAACGAGCCCAAUUCGAAUGAAAAUUCAAAUCGAUGUACAAAUAACUCGAGUUACACUGUUAUCAAACCGGCAGGAGUUUCUUUCUCAUUGGAAUGCAACACUAAAGAGUCGCCAUUAAAUUUCACAAAAAGUAAUCCUGCUGAGUCUGGAAAUUAUAUUUGCCAACAAGACACGACCUGCAUUAUUUAUACAGUUCACGUUUUUGAACGAGUGAAGAUAACGAAUAAUAAUAAUUAUGAAAGUAUCAAUAAAGCAGAAUAUGAGAAGGUGUCAUUCAACUGCUCUGUCAGCAGCAGGAAGUCGGUAAAUGUGCAAUUGAAAAGGAUCUCUCUAGAAGAACUGAAAAUUGAAAAUGAACCAGAACUGGUUAAUCGUAUUGAAAUGAACAAUGAAACUAAGAGUCUCUCGAUGAAUGCCUCAAAAAAAGAUGAAGGUUUGUACGCUUGCAUAAGCACCGAUGAUUCAGGGGAUACUUUAUACCGAUAUACCAAGUUGAAAAUAAAUCAAAACGAAAACGAAUCAAAUUGUUGGUAUUCAAAACCUACCAAUAUCCUGAUAAUAACUUUGGGCACUUUAUUUAUUGCGGCAGUGAUCACAGUUCUGCGUAUUCAUCAACGACUCAUCAACGAGAAAGAGAAAAAAGACCUAGCAUUAAAAGUAGCCGGAUCAGUGCUUUCACGUCAACCAACGAAGCAAAUUAUUGUCGAAAAGCGAUAUAUCUUUGAUGGAAUUUCUGGAAAGGCAGUGGAAACACCGUUUGUAAAAAUUGAGGGUGGUGAUGUAACAGACCAUAAUAAAUGCAAAUCACUAGGAUCUCAUUUCGAAUUCGAGUUAGAUUCACAUUGGGAAUUUCCGAGGAACAAAUUGGAACUUGCCGAAGGUCUAGGUGAAGGAGCAUUUGGAAAAGUGGUCAAAGGAAUGGCUGAUGGUAUUAUAGAGAAAAAUGUUACCAGCGUUGUGGCUGUAAAAAUGUUGAAAGAAGGCUACACCGAUGAAGACAUGGUCGACUUGGUAUCCGAAAUGGAAAUCAUGAAAGUGAUCGGGAGGCACAAACACGUUCUCGGACUAUUAGGAUGCUGUACUCGAGAUGGCACACUUCUUGUGAUCAUAGAGUACGCUCCGCAUGGCAAUUUGAGAGAUUUUCUGAGACAAGCCCAACAAUCUGGUGAUAAUAAACGUGCAUUGCUUCAAGAUGGACUCGAGCUGACUGAAAGAACUUUGGUAGAUUUUGCUCUUCAGAUUGCGAAAGGAAUGGAGUAUUUGGCUUCUGAAAAGUGCAUUCACAGAGAUCUCGCAGCGAGAAAUAUCUUAGUGGCUGACGGUUACGUAAUGAAAAUAUCAGAUUUUGGUUUGGCAAAAAGUGUACACAAUACAGAUUAUUACAAGAAAACAUCCAAUGGAAGAUUACCUGUAAAAUGGAUGGCUCCUGAAGCUUUAUCCCAUAAGAAAUAUACCUCACAAUCCGACGUAUGGUCUUACGGAAUAUUGCUCUGGGAAAUCAUGACUUUCGGAAGCGCACCUUAUCCAUCAGUACCCAAAGUAGAGAAAUUAUAUCAACUUUUGGUAGCUGGUCAUCGCAUGGGAAAACCUUCGAAUUGCCCCUUAGCAGUGUAUUGGAUUAUGCGCGACUGUUGGAGUUAUGGACCGAGUGAUCGUCCGACGUUUUCUUUAAUCGUAUCUAUGUUGAGUGAAUUCCUACUUGAUAAUGAGGUUUUCUCAUUGGAAAAAUCUCCCGAAUUAGAACCUUUAAAUGUAAUUUGUGAGUGCGACGAUGAUGAAGAAGAUUGAUCAUAUGAUUGUUUUGUUGUAUCAUAAGUACCUAUCUAUCUACUUAUAUGUAUGUAUCAUGAUGAAGCGAAUAGAUUAUGGUUUAGCUAUGAUUAAAUUUAAUGUUAUAACACGUAAUAUUAAGUUGACGAGUUAUUAUCGCCAGAUCUUAGUUUAUAAAUAUACAUUUUUUUAUCACUUUUAAAAUUAAUUAUCGCGUCGAAAAUCCUUCCUCCCCUGUCUUGUACUUGUACUACGUACGUAAUAACAUGUGACACUCAUACUUAUAUUACAUUUUACAUGUAGUUACCCACAUUUAUUCUGGCGAGUAAUUCGAUUAUUUGCCGGCCGUUUUACUACGCAUUAUUUUUUUCCUGUAGGUACAUAUUUAAGAGAAAAAGUUUACAAUUUAACAGCGUUUAAUAUAGAUAUUUUUUGUAGUUAGGUAUAAUAUUUUUAUGUUCCCUGUUAGGUAGGUAGGUAAUUAGGUAUGUUUAUGCACAUGUGUUUAAUUUUCGUUUCGAAAUUUUUUGUUGUAUAAAUACAUGUAGAUACACAUUUGCUAUUUUGUUUAAUUUAUUUGUUAGAGUUUUUUAUUUUGUACAUACAAAUGAGAAAAUACGCAUCAUGUUUUAUAAUUUUGUUUUCGAGUCAGUUCCACUGCAUUUUUCUCUUGUAGGUAGAUGCUAUCAUUCUCAGAUUUGUUGCAUUUGUAGGUAUCAUUUGGUGUGAUCAGAAUAGAGCGGAUUUUCUGUUUUUGUUCAAGUAUUUUUUUUUUUUGAAUAAAAUCGUUGAAAAAUGUAUUGUUUUAUUUCAUAAAUUAAAUUUUUAUUCCUGUA
Molecule: messenger RNA, 2967 nt
Organism: Planococcus citri (citrus mealybug)
Lineage: Eukaryota; Metazoa; Arthropoda; Insecta; Hemiptera; Pseudococcidae
Product: fibroblast growth factor receptor homolog 1-like
Exons: 13
Coding region: 230-2149 (639 amino acids)
Biological process (GO): cell surface receptor protein tyrosine kinase signaling pathway; positive regulation of kinase activity; protein phosphorylation
Cellular component (GO): plasma membrane; signaling receptor complex
Molecular function (GO): ATP binding; transmembrane receptor protein tyrosine kinase activity
Source: RefSeq, a predicted model, not a curated record